This is a messenger RNA of Oppia nitens, 642 nucleotides long. RefSeq names its product cholecystokinin receptor-like. The record is from RefSeq and is a predicted model, not a curated record. NCBI's taxonomy places the organism in Eukaryota, Metazoa, Arthropoda, Arachnida, Sarcoptiformes, Oppiidae. Bases 1 to 642 code for a protein of 213 amino acids. Gene Ontology annotation, cellular component: membrane. The transcript has 5 exons. Gene Ontology annotation, molecular function: gastrin receptor activity; neuropeptide receptor activity. Gene Ontology annotation, biological process: neuropeptide signaling pathway.
AUGAUAACCUACUUAUGGGUAUCCUAUCCUGAAGGUAAUUGCAUACCCGAUGACAUGUCCGUUGUCAACUACAAACAUGAACACGGUUACUCCCGUAUAGUAGGAGUUACCCGACUAUGUCGGGGAACAAGGGGAUCCGCUCGCCCCUUAAGCCACACACCACGAAACCGACCGGCCAUAUCGGUUGGUGUGUCCGCCUGGACACUGGUAUCCAUAUCGUUGGAAAGGUAUUUUGCAAUCUGCCGGCCCCUGGAGUCCAGACAAUGGCAAACCCUAUCCCAUUCCUAUCGUGUAAUUACCGGCAUUUGGUUAACUAAUAUCAUAAUAAUGUUACCGAUCUGUAUAUUCAGUCAACUAUUGCCAACUAAUCAAACAGGAAAGUACAAGUGCCGGGAACAAUGGCCAUCGGAUACAAUGGAGGAAAUGUUUAAUAUAUUAUUGGUAACUGUGCUACUGGUAAUACCCGGCCUGGUUAUCAUAACUGCCUAUACAAUGGUCAGCCGUGAAUUGCACGGUAUUAGCAUAUUUAGACCGGAUAUUAAUGAUAAUGCUAUUGAUGUCGAUGACGAUGAUGAUGACAAUGAUGAUAAUGCUAGAUAUUCACCGGGCUAUAAAACAGCAGCAACUAACCCGGGUAUUUAA